CUACUCGAGGAAGUCAAGAUCAUCCAUACAUACGCUGUGUUAUAUACCAAUCAUUUAUGUGUCCCCUUGUCAUUCCUUGGGAUGAGCCUCGUUUUCACACUCUGCUCAUAUACUUGCAAUUACCAACCAACCACCAUUUUUCAUUCAAUUACUCUCCUCUUACACUGUCACCGCCACCUUUUUUCACCCCCCUCAUUAAUUAAACUUCAUCCGAGCAACUUUUUGCUGAUAGGACCUUUUCUCAACUAUACUCAUGAAACUGUAAUCUUUGUUCUAUUUCAAUCAUGUUUUGGCGGUUUUGGAUACUGGGCAUGGCCAAGUUUGAGUCUUUAUGGUGAAAAGUUUGGUGGGUGGCUUGAAAUUGGAGUCAAGUAUGAAGCAGCUUAUGAUUUUGCACCUUGUAACAUGGAGUUGGGUAUUCCUCCUUUGUGGUAUUGCUCACAGCCAAAGGCCUGCCAGUGUGAACAUUGGUGCUGUUUUUGCUUUCGAUUCGGUCAUAGGUAGAGCUGCCGAGGUUGCUAUGGAAAUGGCUGUUUCUGAUGUGAAUGCAGACCCCAGAGUUCUCAAGGGAACCAAACUCAACUUGAUCAAGAGGGAUGCCAUGUGCAACGCUUUUCUAGGAUCCAUUGGAGCUUUUCAAGUACUUGAGAAAGGGGUUGCAGCUAUAAUUGGUCCACAGUCGUCUACUGUAGCUCAUACGGUUUCUCAAAUUGUUGAUGCUCUCCAAGUUCCUCUUAUUUCAUAUGCUGCCACUGAUCCAACCCUGUCUUCCCUCCAAUUUCCUUUCUUCUUUCGUACCACACAAAGUGACUUAGAGCAAAUGACUGCAAUGGCUGAUCUAAUUGACUAUAAUGGAUGGAAAGAGGUCAUUGCUGUAUACUUAGACGAUGAUUAUGGAAGAAAUGGAAUAUCUGCUUUGAUUGACCAACUUGACAAAAGGAGGUUAAAAAUUUCACAUAAACUUCCUUUGAGUAUUCAGUUUGAUCUGGAUAAAAUCACUAGCUUGCUCAAUCAAUCCAAAUUGUUUGGACCUCGUGUUUAUGUUGUUCAUGUCAACCCUGAUCCUAGACUGAGAAUAUUUUCCAUUGCUCAUAAGCUUCAAAUGAUGGCUGAUAAUUAUGUCUGGCUUGUCACAGAUUGGCUUGCUACUACACUAGAAUCGUUAUCCCCGGUGAAUCAGACCACUUUUGAUGUUCUCCAAGGGGUAGUUGGUCUUCGGCAACACAUUUCAGAUUCAAGAAAAAAAAGAGCUUUUGUUUCUCGAUGGAUAAAAAUGAAGAAAGAAGGUGUGGUAAAUACUAGUUUGAAUUCCUAUGGAUUUUUUGCUUAUGAUGCAGUUUGGGCAGUUGCACAUUCAAUUAAUAUAUUCAUCGAAGUACACAAAAAUAUUACCUUCUUGCUUCAUGAUAACUAUAAGCAACCUCAAACUGAAGGAACUGGCAUUCAGCUUGACAAGCUCAAAGUCUUUGUUGGUGGAUCUGAUCUGGUCAACAUAUUAUUACGAUCAAAUUUUACUGGUGUGAGUGGUCAACUUCAGUUUAAUUCAAACAGAAAUAUUGUAAGCGGUGGCUAUGAUGUUAUCAAUAUCAAUCAGAUGGCAAUUACUAGGGUUGGUUAUUGGUCUAAUUAUUCAGGAUUUUCAGUUGUACCCCCUAAAGUUCUCACAGAAAAGGAACAUAACAAGUUUUCUCAAGAUCAGAAGCUUGGAAAUAUUAAUUGGCCUGGUGGAAAGACAGAAAGACCACGUGGUUGGGUGAUUGCUGAUAAUACCAAGCCACUGAGAAUUGGAGUGCCAAAGAGGGCAAGUUUUGUUGAAUUCGUAACUGAAUUGCAAGGUAGUAAUCAAAUUCAGGGGUACUGCAUUGAUGUCUUCAAGAAAGCCCUUGCGUUUAUCCCAUAUGAAGUUCCUUAUGUAUUCAAGUCUGUUGGGAAUGGUAAAGAAAAUCCCAAUUAUGAUGCACUUGUGCAAAUGAUUGCUGAAAAUGUACUUGAUGCUGCUGUUGGAGACAUUGCAAUUGUGACAAACCGUACAAUGAUUGUGGAUUUUUCUCAGCCUUUUGCAUCAUCUAACCUUGUUAUAGUGGCUGCUAUCAACAAUGCAAAAACGGAUAGUUGGGUGUUCCUCAAACCAUUUACAGCAGAUAUGUGGUGUGUCACUGCUGCAUCAUUCUUGAUGAUUGGAGUGGUUAUAUGGAUUCUUGAGCACCGAAUAAAUGAUGACUUCCGUGGUCCUCCCAAGAGGCAACUUGUGACCAUGCUUAUGUUCAGCCUCUCAACACUGUUUAAAACAAAUCAGGAGAAGACAGUAAGCUCACUUUCUAAAAUGGUGAUGAUAGUGUGGCUUUUUCUAUUGAUGGUGAUCACAGCUAGCUAUACAGCGAGCUUGACCUCAAUUCUUACAGUGGAGCAGCUUUCAUCACCCAUCACAGGAAUCGAUAGCUUGAUUGCAAGUAACUGGCCUAUUGGAUACCAAGUAGGAUCAUUUGCUUACAGCUAUCUGAUAGAUAAUCUUUAUGUACAAAGAUCAAGACUUGUUUCCCUAGGCUCCCCUGAGGAAUAUGCUAUAGCCCUGCAGAAGGGACCACAUGGUGGAGGGGUGGCAGCUAUCAUUGAUGAGCUUCCAUAUGUGGAGUUAUUUCUGUCAAAAGAAACUGAUUUUGGUAUUAUUGGACAGCCAUUCGCCAGAGGCAGUUGGGGAUUUGCUUUUCAAAGAGACUCUCCUCUUGCCUUUGACAUGUCUACCGCAAUUUUGAAACUCUCCGAGAAUGGAGAGCUUCGAAAGAUACAUCACAAGUGGUUCUGUAAAAUGGGUUGUCCUGAAGAAAGGAAAAGCAACUCUAAGCCUGACCAACUUCACUUGGUUAGCUUUUGGGGUCUAUAUCUCUCAUGUGGCAUUGUCUCUCUCGUUGCAAUGGUGGUGUUUCUGCUACGAAUGAUUUGCCAAUAUGCUCGCUUCAAACAAAGACAAAAGGAUAUUGCUGCUUCAUCCUCAGAACCAUCAUCAAGCACUCCUUGUUCCCAGGUUGUUGUUAACUUCUUUAACUUCAUUGAUAAGAAGGAAGAGGCCAUCAAGAAAAUGUUCACUCAAUGUGACAAUGUUCACAACACCAACUGAGAUGAAUAUUGUGUUGCAAAAGAGCUCAAAUUUAUAGAUUCAGACAAUGCUGUCACUCGGGUUGUUUGCUUUUAACAUGACUAUAUGAUAUGUGAUGGCACAAUAGUCUCUGUAUAGUGACAAUAAUGAUAGUUUUGUAUAUUAUUUGUAGUAAGUGCUAGUGUUAUACUAGUUUUUAGUUUAUUUUUUUUUACAAGGUCAUGCUGUUUAAUAUGCUUUACUCAAAUCAACUGUAACAUAUCCCCAUGUUCCAACCUUAGUGUAAUUUGAUGAAUCCAACUUAGAUGAUUUCAUCCUUAAGUUUGUUACAAAAAUUUUAUG
Messenger RNA from Abrus precatorius (Indian licorice), 3436 nucleotides. RefSeq names its product glutamate receptor 3.7-like. The coding region runs from base 332 to 3115 and encodes 927 amino acids. Gene Ontology annotation, cellular component: plasma membrane. Lineage: Eukaryota; Viridiplantae; Streptophyta; Magnoliopsida; Fabales; Fabaceae. Gene Ontology annotation, molecular function: glutamate-gated receptor activity. The record is from RefSeq and is a predicted model, not a curated record. The transcript is spliced from 6 exons.